AUGUCCAAAAACAAGGUCCAAGGCGUCCAGGCUCUUGCCGGAUUUGGCCUAGAAGGCGCUGCCGUUAUCAACGAAGAAGAGAAAAAACCAAAGCAAUCGACUGUCGUCACUGUAAGCGCCACCAACCCAGCACAAGAAAAUGCCUCCGAGAUCAAUCUGCGACAGUCAAACUUCCUUCAACAGGCAGGCCUACAGCCAUCUGACUACUUGGGUCGCUUCAAAGAGAACUCGUGGCAGUUUUGCUCUACGCUAGUCGUCUUCCAGAUUAUUUUCAUCAUUCUCUUCGCCAUCUUCGUCGACUACGACUCCCAUAUUUACAAAGAUAGCAAAUACAUUAGCAAACUAACUGCCGACCCAGCUUCUCAAGAGUACAAGGAUGCCAUCCAAUUUUUCAAGGAUGCUGACCACCACCUCGUUCGAGACUACGCCUGGUUCCAAGACGUUCACGUCAUGAUCAUCGUCGGUUUCGGUUUUCUUAUGACCUUCCUCAAGCGAUACUCGUGGUCUUCACUCGGUUUCAACUUCCUCUUCUCCGCCUUUGCCAUUCAAUGGGGUAUGCUUGUUCAGGGUUGGUUCUUCGAAACCUCCAAGCACCAAGUCAAUAUUGCCGCUUCUCACUGGGAAAAUCUCAAGUCAAUCCAUAUCAACAUUCACGCAAUGAUGGAAGCCGAGUUCUCUGCCGGUGUUUGCCUUAUUUCUUUCGGUGCCGUCCUUGGUGUUGCCUCUCCAGUUCAGCUUCUUAUUAUGAUUCUUUUCGAAAUGGUCUUUUACAAGCUCAACGCAUGGAUUCUCCUCGACAUCUACAACGUGGCUGAUAUUGGUGGUUCCAUGGUCAUUCACGCUUUUGGUGCUUACUUUGGCCUUGCUGUCGCCCGAUGCCUUUUCAAAAAGGGACACAUUGACAACCCUGCUGAAGGCGGUGAGUACCACUCUGAUAUCUUCUCUCUUGUCGGUACCGUCUUCCUCUGGAUGUUCUGGCCUUCUUUCAACUCUAUGCCCGGUGGUGAUGACGAUCCAGGCCGAUACUUGGCCGUUAUGAACACUUACCUCGCUCUUGCCGGUGCUUGCAUGAUGACCUACGCUACAUCUAUCUGGUGCACUCCCAAUAGACGAAUCACCAUGGAGCACGUUCAGAACGCCACUCUCGCCGGAGGUGUUGCUAUGGGUUCUGCUGCUUCUAUGCCUGUCACUCCCUUCGGAGCUAUUAUCAUCGGUGCCAUCGCUGGUAUUCUCUCUACAUGCGGAUACUCCUUUAUUAAGCCCGCCCUUGCUAACGCCAUCAACCUUCACGAUACCUGCGGUGUUCACAAUCUCCACGGUAUGCCCGCUGUCAUGGGUGCUAUCGCUUCAGUUAUCCGAUGUGCCGCUGGAUACUACACCUCAGAUCAUGCCAGCGGAACAGAAAUGGCCAACUUCCAGCUCGCUGGUCUUGCUACAACUCUUGGUAUCUCACUGGUUGGUGGCACUAUCACAGGCUUCAUGAUGAACAUUCCUCUGUGGGAACAGCUCGAACUCGAGGAGUACUUCGAAGACGGCAAAUACUGGGAGAUGGAAGUCUACCAGGUUCCCCAAGAGGAAUAA
Molecule: messenger RNA, 1581 nt
Organism: Oikopleura dioica
Lineage: Eukaryota; Metazoa; Chordata; Appendicularia; Copelata; Oikopleuridae
Source: the annotation of a GenBank genome assembly